AUGAAGGUUACUCCAAGCUAUCAAAGAAACCAUAAGAUCAGUGGCAAGACGUAUUUCAUCGUAGGACGAAAAGAAGAUCUUUCAUCCAAAUCGCAGACGUCCGAUACUGAGAACUCAACUGAGAACCAAGAGGAGAGCCGGGAGGAGGAUUCUGGACAGAGUGACAAGGGAGAUGCCGAAGGGUCUCGUAGCUCUCCGCAGAACGGCAACCAGAGCAGUAAACCCCUUCUUGGAGAACCGGGGUCGGACUCCAAGCAGAACAGUCCAGUGUGGAGGAGGAACUCACCGGGGACUAAGAAAGCUACCACACCUGAAGCUUUGUUGCAUGUACCUGGCGCCAAAGGAGAGAAUGGGGGUCUGGGUCCAAGUCGUACGCCCUCAGUCCGAGAUCUCAUCGCUGAACACUCAGCCGAUGGAAGCCCCUUACCACUCAACAUCUCGCUACAUAACAACCCACAGCGUAACAGCGAUCAGGACUUCGUGGACUGCAUCAAGCAACAAGGUACGACGGACUACUUCCACCAGCCUCCCAUUAACAACCUCACCCUCACCUUCCACAACAGGGACAUCGAGAAGCUGUACCGGUCGCAGUUCAGGCAAGACACGUCCAAGGAGCUCAGGAAUCUUGAGGCGGGACGUAAGAAUCGCCGACACUCCUCUGAGACCAUCUCCACAGCCAAGUAUAACACUGUCUUCGAUGUAGCGGUAUCUUUCGUGGUCUACUUGUUGAUUUCAAUAGGGUGUUUCUUAGUCUUCGAAGUCCAGGUUCACUGGUCCAUUAUAUUUCCUAUAGCCGCUGUUCUACAGCUGGGUAUACUUCUAGCUGUUCUAUUGCAAGCGUUUAGCAAACAGAGGUCAGGCUUUAUGAUGGUCUUGUCGAGUUUCUUCCAUCAUUGGGGGCCAAGACACAGUCUAGGAGCCAUCUUGAUCAGUCUACCUGUCCUAGCCGUGUUCGCAAACUUUCUCUGCCAAACGAAAACAGAGAAUUACCAGAUCACAAGUUCCUUUUUCUGCUUCCUGAUCGUCGUGGCACUACUUCACUUCUGUAAUUUUGUCCAGCUGAGCUCGUGGAUGAAGACCAUCUUGGCUUGCCUGUGCGCCAUCAUCAUGCUGGUGCUGUUCAUCUUCAACCCCUGUACCAAGUCUAAGAUGGUGGCACAAGUGGCCUCAAAUAUUUCAGAUGAGUUCCCUACUUACUCCCCGGAUUGUUCCUCCCUCAACCAGAACUAUGAAUUUGCCAUGGAGGCAAUUAUUGAUGUCAUUCUGCUUCUUGUUCUGGUUUUGUUCCUCAAUCGAGAAUUUGAGAUCAGUUAUCGACUCAACUUCUACGGUGGAGUAGAGGCAGGGUCGGACAGGGAGCAAAUGCAGCAAGAGAAGGAAGAGGCGGAGGACCUGCUUCACCAAAUCAUCCCAGUGUUCGUCACUGAGCAGAUGCGCAGCACCUCCAAGUUCUCCCAGAACCACGAACAGGUGGCGGUCAUCUUCUGCAGUGUCGUCAACUUCAUUGAUUUUUACGAGGAGGCCUAUCAAGGUGGAAAAGAGUGUAUCCGCGUUCUGCACGAACUCAUCAGUGACUUUGACAAUUUACUGAGUUGGGAGCAAUUUGAAUCGGUGGAGAAGAUCAAGACCAUCGGAUCGACGUACAUGGCUGCGUGCGGCCUGCACCCUCCCACGCAGGAGGAUGAGGACAUUCCAAACAGGAGCCUGAUUAUUAUGAUGGACUUCGCUAUGGAGAUGAUCUCACAGGUUAAAGUCUUCAACAGCGAGAUCUUGAACAUCACAAGCGGGGCCUUUGAGUUCAUCCCUCGUAUUGGUUACAACCACGGACGGCUGACCUCUGGGGUCAUCGGCACCACUAAACUCUUAUAUGACAUUUGGGGCGACACUGUCAACGUCGCAAGCCGCAUGGACUCCACGGGUCUAGCCGGUAGUGUCCAAGUUGCAGAACACUCAAAGACUGCCCUAGAGCCCUACUACAUGUUUGAAUAUCGUGGUCCAAUCAAAGUCCGAGGCAAGGGGGAGAUGACUACGUUCCUCUGUAAGGGGAAGAGAGAGACUCCAUUGUUAAUAGAAGAAUGCAAUACGCAUCCAGCCAGCCCUAAUGGUCCUAGUCCUGUAUCUGACGCAUAGCACUCAACAAAUUGUAGCCUAGUAGGUUUAUAGCCCUAAAACAAACAUUUGUAAAAAGAUGUUUUGUGAACUCCACUUUUUUGUAGCGAUCUGUGAAAAAAAAAAAAGUGACAUACUGUAGAGGGGUUAUUUCGUGUUGGAUGCACAAUUUAUUGGAGGAUGAAGCCGUCUCAAGUGGUCUAAUGCCAGAUUCAUACCUUGCGAGUGCGCAUGCGUAUUCUAUACUAAUGUUUAAGUUACACUUUACAGCCCUGUUUUCGCUGCAAAUGUUUCUGAGGAGUUACCCACGUUUCGCAUUCGCAGGAAGUAUGAACCAGGCUUGGAGAUGAGUUUUCUAGUUUGAGCGUCAUCCAUCUCUGAUCACUGUAUCUCAACCUUCCGUUUUCUCAGUGUUCAACCUGGAAAAUUGCGUGGUCUUUCUGAGAACCACUUCAUCUAUUAACCGUUUUACAAAUCUUGUUUUCCAGGACUUGAUCUGUGAAAAUUUGUUCUAUCAAAAUUAAUAUCAACUUGAUAUUCUCAAAAAAUGAUUCAGAGCUACACAUUUCUCAAAAUAUUUUUGGUAAUCUUGGUAAAAUGUUCAAAUCAGUUGAAGAUGUCAUAAUACGGCUCAUCUUUCAAUAAAUUGGGUGAGCAGGUUUAACAGCAAAAUAACCCCAACAAUCAGCUUUUCUUCCCUUCAAACUUCCGCACCUCAUCCCAUCUCAUUUUGUAGAAAAAGAAAAAAAAAAGAGAAAAGGAAAAAAAAAAUAGAAAAAAAGAAGAAAAAGUUUGAUAGUGGAAGAGUGUAGAAUUAUGUUUACUAAGCACUAUUUUCUUAUUUUUGUUUUGCUAAGUAGAUUGACAACGCAGCUUUGUUCACAAUUUUCCGACAUCAGUUUGCCAAAGGGUGAAUCGACCAACUCCUACGCUAAGCCUGAAAGAAAAGCAGAAGACAAAGAAACAACAAGACAAAAACAGUUUGUAAACAUGUAAACAAUUCAAUAACAAAAGAGAGGCUUGGCAAGCGAAACACAUUAACAAAUUCAUCGGGCAAAUUUGAUAGAGCUUUUAUGCAUACAAUUUAAUGAAUUAAUUUUGCUUAGCAAAAUGAAAUUUGCUCAGCAAAAUUCAUUUUGCUUAGCAAACUAGGUUACCAGUCAAUAUAUGGUUUAAUGAACAGAGGAAUGGCGAGAGAAAUACUAGAGUAAAUUCAUCAGACCAAUUUGAUAGAGCUAUAAUGCACAAAAGUUUACCAGGCGCAGUGAAUUUUGCUUAGCAAAAACAGGUUACCAGCCAAUAUGGUUUCUUGCACAUUGUGUACAACUGGUUCACAGUAUUUGCUUAGCAGUUCAAUUGGAUUAGCACUAAUUUCUACUUAUGAAGCUCUCCGAAACAUUUUCAGGGAACCAGUCAAAAAUGGUAUUCAUUACAUGGAAUCUUGGCUGGUAACCUAUCAGUUUAAGGUUAGUUGAAGGUCAGAUAACUAGAUAACGUACUAGAAAUUAACUCUAGAAAUGUAUAAAGGAACCAAAAUAUCCAACAAAAAAGUCUCUAUCUAAACAGCACCACAUAAAUCAUUUGAGUUUUUAACAACAUUGAUUUAAGGAGUACUCGUAGGGGGUGCGAUAGUUUUAGGAAAACUUAAUCAGCAACCUUUGAGAUCAGACCCGAAUAACUUGACAUCCUUCAUACAUGUAUUUCGGUAAAAAAAACAUUUAAACCAAGUUUCAGAAACCAAACAUCAAUGAAAUUGUUUAAAAAAGGACUUUGAAAUCAGUUGUCUUCUCUCAUAUAAUACUCAUUGCACUGUUUGAUUUUAAAGUUAAAUGUUCUUCCACAUUAUUUUGCCAAACUAAUCUUCACAAUUUAUAGUCAACCAUUUACAAUUUUUAUUUUGCUAUGUUUUUAAGUGUUUAUUGACAGGCUUCCAAGCUUCUUAAAAGUCUCUUAUUUUGAAGAGGUUCUUGGGCUGUGUCGGAAUUGGCGGCUACAGCUACGGCUACAGCUAGAUUUCUGCAUCAUCAUGCGUUGAGGUAUAGGGCAUCCUUAGCAACACCCUUAGUAACAGCCAUAGCCAAUGCUGUGGAGGCCAAUUCGGAUACAGUCUUACUCUAAGCUUUGAAGUCUCUUACUUCAGUUGUGAUUGUAGAACCGCCAUGGUUACAUAUCAGUCAACACAGUGCCAAAUUUGUUUUUGUCUCUCUUUGUUUUGUGACCAGAGAGUUAUUAUUAUUACUAUUAUUAUUAUUUAUUUUUUUAAAUUGACUGAAUCUGAAAGUGUUUUUUAAACAUGAGUUGUAGAGUUCUGCAAGUGCAGUAACAAACUAGCUUUUCAUUGGCUCCCGGCGCAAUGAUAUGUAAAGGUCCAUGGUCACAUGAGAUAAUUUACAGCCAAUCAAUUUCAGGGCAACAUCAAAGAGAGAACAAUACACAUAUUACUCGCAAAUUCUAAUUUAAAUAAUGCUAGGUUUGAUUUUUGUCUGAUUUUACUCAAUUUGUUGUUGAAGAGCUAUUUUUAGAGACACAGCAAAUAAUGAACUUUUGUGGUUUUGCAUGAUAAAAAAAUCUACCAAUAAUAUGUGGUAGU
Molecule: messenger RNA, 4699 nt
Organism: Asterias rubens (European starfish)
Lineage: Eukaryota; Metazoa; Echinodermata; Asteroidea; Forcipulatida; Asteriidae
Product: adenylate cyclase type 9-like
Exons: 3
Coding region: 1-2130 (709 amino acids)
Biological process (GO): intracellular signal transduction; adenylate cyclase-activating G protein-coupled receptor signaling pathway; cyclic nucleotide biosynthetic process
Molecular function (GO): adenylate cyclase activity
Source: RefSeq, a predicted model, not a curated record